AUGUGCUUGAUCUCUAGGCUCAAUAGUGUGGAUGGCUGCAUCGACUGGUCAGUGGACCUCAAGACAUACAUGGCUCUGGCAGGAGAGCCAGUCCGAGUGAAGUGUGCCCUGUUUUACAGUUACAUUCGUACCAACUAUAGCACAGCCCAGAGCAUGGGCCUCAGGCUCAUCUGGUACAAGAACAAAGGGGAUCUCGAGGAGCCCAUCAUCUUCUCUGAGGUCCGCAUGAGCAAGGAAGAAGAUUCCAUCUGGUUUCAUUCAGUAGAGGCCCAAGACAGUGGAUUCUACACUUGCGUUUUAAGAAACUCAACCUAUUGCAUGAAGGUGUCUAUGUCCUUGACAGUUGCAGAGAAUGAAUCUGGCCUGUGCUAUAAUAGCCAAAUCCGCUAUUCAGAAAAAUCCGAAGUCACCAAGAGAAAGGAGAUUGUCUGUCCAGACAUGGAAGAUUAUAAGACAGCCAACCAGGAGCCCGAUGUAGUAUGGUACAAGGAAUGCAAGCCCAAAAUGUGGAGGAGUGUAAUUAUACAGAAAGGCAAUGCUCUUCUUAUCCAGGAGGUCCAGGAAGAAGAUGGAGGAAAUUAUACUUGCGAACUCAAGUAUGAAGGAAAACUGAUCCGACGUACAACCGAACUCAAAGUCACAGCAUUACUCACAGACAAACCUCCCAAGCCAUUGUUCCCCAGGGAGAAUCAGCCAAGUAUUAUUGAUGUCCAGCUGGGUAAGCCUCUCAACAUCCCAUGCAAAGCCUUCUUUGGAUUCAGUGGUGAGUCAGGGCCAAUGAUCUACUGGAUGAAAGGAGAGAAAUUUAUUGAAGAGCUGGCAGGCCACAUCAGAGAAGGUGAAAUCAGACUUCUCAAAGAGCAUCUCGGAGAAAAGGAGGUGGAAUUAAUCCUGACCUUCGAUGCCGUGGUUGAGGCAGAUCUGGCUAAUUACACCUGCCAUGUGGAAAACAGAAAUGGACGAAAAUAUGCGAGCAUUCUGUUACGUAAAAAAGAUUUAAUCUACAAGAUCGAGCUGGCGGGAGGCCUGGGAGCAAUCCUACUUCUUCUUGUGCUCCUUAUCAUCAUCUAUAAAUGCUAUAACAUUGAGUUGCUACUUUUCUACCGACAGAACUUUGGAAACAAUGAAGAUGCAGAUGACAACAAGGAAUAUGACGCCUAUCUCUCUUAUACAAAAGUUGAUCCUGAUGCUUUAGAUUGUGAUAACAAUGAAGAAGAACAAUUUGCUCUUGAAAUACUACCCGAUGUGCUGGAAAAACAUUAUGGUUAUAAACUCUUUAUUCCAGAUAGAGACCUGAUUCCCAGUGGAACCUACAUAGAAGAUCUCACAAGAUGUGUUGAGCAAAGCAGAAGACUUAUUAUCGUGCUCACUCCGGACUAUGUUCUCAGGCGAGGAUGGAGUAUUUUUGAGCUGGAGAACAGGCUGCAUAGCAUGCUAGUCAGUGGAGAAAUAAAAGUUAUCUGGAUUGAGUGCACAGAAUUAAAAGAGAAGGUAAACUGCCGUGAAGUAGAAGUGCUGAAGAGAAAUAUCAAGCUUCUGUCCCUGGUCAAGUGGAAAGGCACCCAGAGCAGUAAACUGAAUUCGAAGUUUUGGAAGCACUUGGUAUAUGAGAUGCCCAUGAAGAAAAAAGUUACGCUGUCCCACCGCCGAGUUCUGGACUCGGCAGAGCAAGGCCUUUUUGGAGAGCUGCAUCCAGUGCCCUCGAUUGCCGUCACCAGCACCUCGGCUGCUUUGGUAGCCUCUCAGGCCGAUCUGAGCGAUUUCCACCAAACAGAUUCAAUGCCAAUGAGACACUGUUGCAGAAGUUACAAUUAUGAGAUGCCAACAUCCUCUUUGCCUCUAGGGACCCACCACCACACAUACUGCAACAUACCCUUGACACUACUCAAUGGACAACUACCUCUAAACAAUGCCACAAAGAAUGCCCCAGAAUUUCAUAGGAACAGCCCUCUACGGCCUUUAUCAUCCAAGGAGCUUAGCUUCACCAGCGAUAUUUGGUAG
This is a messenger RNA of Gracilinanus agilis (Agile Gracile Mouse Opossum), 2001 nucleotides long. It is a transcript of the gene IL1RAPL2, whose product is annotated as interleukin 1 receptor accessory protein like 2. NCBI's taxonomy places the organism in Eukaryota, Metazoa, Chordata, Mammalia, Didelphimorphia, Didelphidae. The coding region runs from base 1 to 2001 and encodes 666 amino acids. Gene Ontology annotation, biological process: signal transduction. The record is from RefSeq and is a predicted model, not a curated record. The transcript has 10 exons.